ACAAAUAGCCUAAUGGUCCAUUUUAUUAUGUGUAUAUACCCUACUUCAGAAGUGAACCAUAAACAUGACACAAGAUUGUGUGUGUCUUACAAGGUCUUGUCAUGGUAUGCAUCUUGUUAUCUCUCUACAUCUGGCUUGUCACUUCACCAACCUCCUUGUGUUGUUUGAGACUGGUCGGUCGCCUGGAAUUUGUCAGCAUGGGUAUAUACAGUCUUACAGACUUGAUUUUAAGGCACAUGGUCUUUAUAAUGCAUCAAGGUGCCUU
Geodia barretti is the source of this 265-nucleotide messenger RNA. NCBI's taxonomy places the organism in Eukaryota, Metazoa, Porifera, Demospongiae, Tetractinellida, Geodiidae. The record is from the annotation of a GenBank genome assembly.